Trichogramma pretiosum is the source of this 1033-nucleotide messenger RNA. RefSeq lists its product as uncharacterized. The coding region runs from base 137 to 961 and encodes 274 amino acids. The record is from RefSeq and is a predicted model, not a curated record. The transcript has 3 exons. Lineage: Eukaryota; Metazoa; Arthropoda; Insecta; Hymenoptera; Trichogrammatidae.
CAGCGGUCCGUAUUGUUUUACGUUAUUACGUCAAAUUGAAAACUUGUAACUGUUAGUAUCGCGGACGACGUUGAACGAACCGAUUCAAUAAUAAACGCACGUGUAUCCUCGUUUCUGUUUUUUGAACGACCGAAAAAUGACGCUAGAAAAGGACAAGCCGGCACCGGGGCAGUCGCCCAGAAAGUCGCCUCGAAAGCCAAGUAUCGAUCAACUUUUGAUAACUUACAGGCCGCCAAACAUGAUACAGAAGGAAAGGACUCCUCCUCGUCCUCACUCCUCGUCCUCGUCCUCGCUGUCACGGGAAUCGGAUACCCCCGACAGAAGCCAGUCCAAUGAGGCUCUUACGAAGGCUCAGUCAUUGGAUUCACCGGCUUUGGAGGGGGCCCAAACAAGUGGAGACGAGGGUCAGCUUUUCGUGCAGAAGAAUGUCGCGGCUCAUAUCCAAUCGAUUCACAAACUCCAAGAACAGGCAGAGCCACUACUACGAGCAGAAUCACCAGUGGUAGAAGGACCACUACCGGCAUCACCGAAAUCGACGGUAAAGCCACCGGAUAAUUUGCUGGGACCGGUGUCAAGGGUACCGAUACUCACGUCAGAUGAGAAUGACAUAAGCCCGUCAGAUGAGGGUGUCCCAACGCCUGAAACUGACGCAAGAACUGUCGACAACCCCGUAGUAAUUUACCAAAAUCCAGCGUCUGAGAAUCCAGAAGUAGUCACUCAUUUACCUUCGGGGCAGGGAACAAGAGGACAGAACCCGCAGCUGACAAGAAUCCAACGGCUCUGCCAUCCGAAUUUAUGGGACCUCGAUUGCAAGUUUUGGACUGGAGUUCUGAUUUUCAUUGGUAUUGUAGUUUGGACUGGGGUGAUGAUUUAUUACAAGUUCAAGAAGCCCGCGUUCGAUGAUCACAUUCGCGACGACCACGACCUUCCCGUAAUACGCAGACAAUGGGGACAUCAUUAAUACCCGGAUAGAAAUAGAUUGUUAUCUUUUUAACUAAAUAAUUGUAAUAUUCAUAUUUUUAUACGCCAACAA